GCUCCGUCCCCUACACCACAGUCGACAAAGAGCAGACCAACGUGACUUGUGUGUGUGUUCCAGUUAUACGCCGCCAGCCCCAAAAUCUAUGAAUAGAUCAUCUCUCUCAGACUUCUCAGAGAGACCCAAAAUCAUAUUCGACCGAUUCUUCUCGUUUUGGUUUGUUCUAAUAUACCUGCUGCUCCAAAAAACAACAGACAAAUCCAAUUUUCCUACUUGACGCGUCAAUCAAUGCACUACACUACUUGAGUGAAACUAUUGUUAUUCAUUGAUUUCGGAGGCUGUGUGACGUCAUACACUAUCAAGAGGGAAAAGGAAAAUGUGCUGUUGGUCCUAUCUGCUAUAAGGCGUCCAAUAAAAAGUCUUUGGUGCGUGUUGUGUGUGUUGGCAGUUUUAUUCAGCCCACCCCUCAUCACCGACGCUCUACUAUACACACAGAGAGCAGUGCUGCUGCUGCUGCUGGCUGGGAUCGUAAACAUUUUGGAGCCCCCUAACAAAAGCUCGUCGUCGUCUUUGUGAAACAAACAUCUUAACAUAACAAAACACGACAGAGGGUCGCAAAUAAAAAUAAAAGAAGAAAUAAAAAUAAAAAAGUGUGUGUGACACGUCCGGCUGCUGGGCUGCUGGGCUGGGCCAUCAUGCCGCGGUUGAAUCAACCUUUGUCCAUGAGGAAAUGUGCACUGCAAAGCUUGGCUCAGCAGUUCGAAGUCGUUUGUUAUGGGACCACGCCGACACAUCGACUGCGCGAUCUGAUCGAAGACGGAACCUAUUUGGAUUUUCAAGGACCUUUUACCCAAUGGCCUUCGGAUUUACUGGAAGAAUUGUUCCAAGCGGUCGCCCAGCUGCGUCCAGUCGGCCGGGCCUAUCUCCACCAUUUGAUUCAACCUCAUCUGGAAAGCUUCAAUUUGGCGUCGGGUAUCGGAGAUGUCUAUUUCGCCAUCCAAUUCCUCGGUGAUCGUUGCCAAAAUUUGCAACGCUUGGAUUUAUCGUACAUUUCCUAUUUGGGCCCCGAUCUACUCAGCCAGCUCGUUGCCAAAUUGCCGUCGCUCAAGUACAUCAACUUCCAGAUGACACCCAUCACAGAUUCAGUUUUGGGUCAAAUCGGCCAAAGUUGCCGCCAACUCCGCAGUUUAGAUGUUUCGUCGACCAGCAUUUCGGAUAGAGGACUGGAAUUGCUCAGCCGGAAAACGGAAGGCGACCCACCUUCCCUGCUGACUCGGCUCCUUCUUACAGACACUUACACUAGCCAUUAUGGAAUAGCGACGGCUCUGCGGAGGCUGCCGCAACUGCGCCAACUGGAAUACGAGUUCAUUUUCCAAGUGUUUGAUCAUCUGACGGAAUUAGGAAGUGACGAAGCGGCUCUUGAGCUCCUGAUGGAAGAGGAGCCGAGUACCCUGCAGCCGUACCGGUUGAUUAGUCUCAAAUCGAGCGAUCCAUUAAACAACUCUGAAAAUCUGGUCACGGCAAUUCGGCUGUGUCCGGAACUGCAGGCGAUUGCCUUGACGUCUGGUGCCUCGUUCCAGGAAUCUUCGCUGUGGAAUCUCACCCGACUGAAUCAAUUGUGCGAUCUGUCGUUAACUAACGGCCCAUCCGCUUAUCCGCUGGAUUUCUACAAUAGUGUCGUUCCCGUACUCGAGGCUAUCGGACAUCAGCUCAAUAAUCUCAUUCUGAAUCGAUUCGCCAUCGUCGACGUCCACGUUGUUGGGAAAUGUUGCCCGCGUUUGAAGAAUCUGGCCCUGUCGGAAAUUCGCCAUUUUGCGCCAGUGGACUCGAUUCAACCCGAACUUUACACUCAGCUGGAAGCUCUGGAAUUGUGGUCUUUAGUCGGCGUCCAGCUUCCAUCUCUCGUCAUCAAACAACUAACGACUCCGUGCCGACUUGUUCAAAACUUACUCUUCCGUAACUGCGACGCUCUAACCGACCAAUUACUCAACGAACUGUGGAUGGUCAAUCCGAUGACGUCCUUAUCGCACGCCACAUUCGACGGUUGCCGCAACGUUUCGCUGACUCUGCUGGUCGAGCUUCUUUGCAGAGAUAGUGACCUUAAUUUACUUCGUUUGUGGAACUGCCCGCAGUUGGAUCAGGACGAUUACGCGCUGAUGCUGGCCACAGUCAAGAGCACCAACAUGGACGUCCACGUCGACUGGUAUCCGUACGACGCUGAACUGAUGUAAAAAACAAACAC
Daphnia pulex (common water flea) is the source of this 2185-nucleotide messenger RNA. RefSeq lists its product as uncharacterized. The transcript is spliced from 9 exons. Gene Ontology annotation, cellular component: SCF ubiquitin ligase complex. The record is from RefSeq and is a predicted model, not a curated record. Lineage: Eukaryota; Metazoa; Arthropoda; Branchiopoda; Diplostraca; Daphniidae. The coding region runs from base 639 to 2174 and encodes 511 amino acids. Gene Ontology annotation, biological process: SCF-dependent proteasomal ubiquitin-dependent protein catabolic process.